This is a messenger RNA of Heterocephalus glaber (naked mole-rat), 1809 nucleotides long. RefSeq names its product unconventional SNARE in the ER 1 (gene Use1). Gene Ontology annotation, cellular component: SNARE complex; endoplasmic reticulum. The record is from RefSeq and is a predicted model, not a curated record. Gene Ontology annotation, molecular function: SNAP receptor activity. NCBI's taxonomy places the organism in Eukaryota, Metazoa, Chordata, Mammalia, Rodentia, Bathyergidae. Gene Ontology annotation, biological process: retrograde vesicle-mediated transport, Golgi to endoplasmic reticulum.
AGGUGCCCAGAUGAAGCCACUUCCGCCCUAUCCCAAGAUGGCGCCGACGGAAGGGGCAGGGUACGAGCCGCUAAGGAUGGCUGCGUCAAGGCUGGAACUGAAUCUGGUGAGGCUGCUGUGCCGCUGCGAAGCAAUGGCAGCUGAGAAGCGGGACCCAGAAGAGUGGCGGCUGGAGAAGUACGUUGGGGCCCUGGAGGACAUGCUGCAGGCGCUGAAGGCACAGGCGAGCCGGCCGGCCGCUGAGGUGCUGCACGAGUACGCGCGCAAGGUGGACUUCCUGCGGGGCCUGCUGCAGGCCGAGAAGCUGGCCUCCUCCUCUGAGAAGGCGCUGGCCAACCAGUUCCUGGCGCCCGGCCGCGUGCCCACCUCGGCCCGCGAGCGCGUGCCUGCUACCAAGACCCUGCACCUGCAGACCCGCGCGCGCUACGCCGGCGAGAUGCGGCAGGAACUGCUGGGCACGGACUCUGCGGGAGAGCGCCAGCCUGAGGCGAGGAAGCGGAGUGGGUUGGCUGGACCCAGGCCCACAGAUAAGAAGCAGUCAGCAGCCGAGCUAGACCUCGUCUUGCGGCGACAGCAGGACCUGCAGGAGAAGCUGGCAGAGGAGAUGCUGGGCCUUGCCCGGAGCCUCAAGACCAAUACACUGGCCGCUCAGAGUGUCAUCAAGAAGGACAACCAGACCCUGUCCCACUCGCUCAAGAUGGCUGACCAGAACCUGGAGAAGCUGAAGACGGAGUCGGAGCGGCUGGAGCAGCACACGCAGAAGUCAGUCAACUGGCUGCUGUGGGCCAUGCUCAUCGUGGUCUGCUUUCUCUUCAUCAGCAUGAUCCUCUUCAUCCGCAUCGUGCCCAAGCUCAAGUAGCGGGCGAUGGCAGGCACUCUGCUUCGCCCAGGCACCAGGCUGCAGAGCCAAGCCGCUGGAGGCCCAGGAGGAGCCCGGUGCGCACACACUGUGGUCCCAGCUACUUGGAGGCUGAGUCAGGAGGAUCAAGACCAGCCCGGGGAAACACAGCGAGACUCCAGGGCAGAAGCACAGAAUCAAAAUGCAAAAUAAAACGUGUAUUGUGGCUGUGAAAUACGUCGGAGGGCUCCGCUGAUAAUAGUGACAGUGAAGGCUGGCUCCACUGAGCAGGGAGGAGGCCCUAAACCCAACAAGAGGAAAGCAAAGACCUGCAGGAUCCAUACCGGAGAAGGGUGCAAUGGUUUCUGAGCUUCUUCACUGACGGGACCAGGUGAAAACAUCCUCGUCGACUCAGUGCCCCGGAGGCUGAGGCAGGAGGAUCGAAAGUUCCAGCCCAGCCAGACCCUGUGAGGGGAUGCAGCUCAGGGUGAAGCCCUGGGUUCAGUCCCCAGUACUGCAGAAAGCAACACUGUUACAAUGCACUGGAUGCACUGACAAGUGCCUCGGGACGCUGGUUAGGGCAGGAGCAGGAGGAAGUUGCUGAGGAGGGGUGGCAGUGCCCUGGCCUCGGUGCCUGGCUCAUCAGUCUCCUGCACUCACCGCAGCCAGCCUCCUACAUGGGCUGGGGAUGCUGCUUCCCCGACAAGGCCUACGGAGCCCCUUACUGCGGUCCUAUGCAUUUCUACUGCUUUUGUAACAUGUUCCUACUGAUUGUUAAGAGAUUUGUGUGUGUUACUGGGGCUUGAACACAGGGCCUUUGCACUGAGCUGCAUCCCCAGCCCUUUUUAUUUUUUUAUUUUGAGACGGUCUGGCUAAGUGGCUGAGUUGCCCAGGCUGGGCUCCAGGUUUUGAUCCUCCUGCCUCAGCCUCCCAGAAUGAUUAGAUUACAGGUGUGCACCACCAGGCUGGGC